This is a messenger RNA of Pleuronectes platessa (European plaice), 3693 nucleotides long. Its product is annotated as zinc finger protein 709-like. Gene Ontology annotation, biological process: regulation of transcription by RNA polymerase II. The coding region runs from base 209 to 2425 and encodes 738 amino acids. Gene Ontology annotation, molecular function: DNA-binding transcription factor activity; RNA polymerase II cis-regulatory region sequence-specific DNA binding. The transcript has 2 exons. The record is from RefSeq and is a predicted model, not a curated record. NCBI's taxonomy places the organism in Eukaryota, Metazoa, Chordata, Actinopteri, Pleuronectiformes, Pleuronectidae.
UCUCAAGGACAGUGACCACAGUGAACCAGAACCAAGUGACCACCAGCUCCUCUCCCACAGCUCAGCUCAGAGCCAAGAUCUCAGCGGAGGCCAGCAUGGAAACUCAAAAUCAGUUAGUAAUGCAGAGCCGGCAUCAGAAAAGGGACAUCAUGUCAUCACAAGAGCAAAAGGGAGCACAAGUCCCAGUAACCUUGCAUGUAGCACUACCAUGUCAAAGAUUGUGCCGAAUAUCUGCAAGAGUAAAAAGGUUCUCCAGUGUGACACUUGUGGAAAAGUCUUUAAGUGGAAGUCAUUAUUAAAUGGACAUCUGAAGGUGCACACAGGUGAAAAAUCAUAUCUUUGCAAAACCUGUGGAAAAAGAUUUGGGUACAAGUCAGCACUAAAAACACAUUUGAGAGUCCACACAGGGGAGAAACUGUAUUCUUGCGAAAGGUGUGAAAAAAGUUUCACAUUAAGCAAAAAUUUGAAGAUCCACGAGAGAACACACACGGGCGAGAGACCUUUUUCUUGCAAAACUUGUGGGAAAAGUUUUAGCCAGAGAGCUAGCCUGCAGGGACACGAGAGAACGCACACGGGUGAGAGACUUUUUUCUUGCAAAACUUGUGGGAGAAGUUUUAGUGCGAAACAAACCCUGCAGGUCCACGAGAGAACACACACGAGUGAGAGACCUUUUUCUUGCAAAACUUGUGGGAAAAGUUUUAGUGCGAAACAAACCCUGCAGGAUCACGAGAGAACGCACACGGGCGAGAAGCCUUUUUCUUGCAAAACUUGUUGGGCAAGAUUUAACAGUAGAAGUAACGUGCAGGUCCACCAGAGAACACACACGGGCGAGAAGCCUUUUUCUUGCAAAACGUGUGGGAAAAGUUUUAGUGCGAGACAAACCCUGCAGGAUCACGAGAGAACGCACACGGGCGAGAAGCCUUUUUCUUGCAAAACUUGUGGGAAAAGUUUUAGCUUGAGAAAUAACCUGCAGAGACACGAGAGAACGCACACAGGCGAGAAACCUUUUUCUUGCAAAACUUGUGGGAGAAGUUUUAGAGACAGAAAUACCCUGCAGGUCCACGAGAGAACGCACACGGGGGAGAAACCUUUUUCUUGCAAAACUUGUGGGGGAAGUUUUAGCCUGAGAAACACCCUGCAGGAUCACGAGAGAAUGCACACGGGCGAGAAACCUUUUUCUUGCAAAACUUGUGGGAGAAGUUUUAGCCUGAGAAAUAACCUGAAGAGACACGAGAGAACGCACACGGGCGAGAAACCUUUUUCUUGCAAAACUUGUGGGAGAAGUUUUAGCCUGAGAAAUACCCUAAAGGUCCACGAGAGAAUGCACACGGGGGAGAGACGUUUUUCUUGCAAAACUUGUGGGAGAAGUUUUACAACUAAAAUUAACCUGCAGGUCCACGAGAGAACACACACGGGCGAGAAGCCUUUUUCUUGCAAAACUUGUGGGAGAAGUUUUAGCCAGAGAUCUACCCUGAAGGGACAUGAGAGAACGCACACGGGCGAGAAAGCUUUUUCUUGCAAAAGUUGUGGGAAAGGUUUUAGACGUGGAUGUAGCUUGAAAGUCCACAUGAGAAGCCAUAAAGGUGAGGAGUCGUAUCCCUGUACAACUUGUGGGGAAGGAUUUGGUAUCAAAUCUCUUCUAACCAAACAUUUGAUGACCCACACAGGUGAGAAACCAUAUCUUUGCAAAACCUGUGGAAUGAGAUUUGGUUACAAGUCAGCACUAGAAACACAUGUGAGACUCCACACAGGGGAAAACCUGCAUUCUUGCGAAAGGUGUGAAAAAAGUUUCACAACUAGCACAAAAUUGAAGAGACACGAGACAACGCACACGGGCGAGAGACCUUAUACUUGCAAAACUUGUGGGAGAAGUUUUAUUCUGAGUAAUCACCUGAAGAGACACGAGAGAACGCACACGGGCGAGAAACCUUUUUCUUGCAAAACUUGUGGGAGAAGUUUUAGCCUGAGAAAUAACCUGCGGGAUCACGAGAGAACGCACACGGGAGAGAAGCCUUUUUCUUGCAAAACUUGUGGGAGAAGUUUUAGCCUGAGGAAAACCCUAAAGGUCCACGAGAGAACGCAUACGGGGGAGAGACGUUUUUCUUGCAAAACUUGUGGGAGAAGUUUUACAACUAAAAUGAACCUGCAGGUCCACGAGAGAACACACACGGGCGAGAAGCCUUUUUCUUGCAAAUCUUGUGGGAGAAGUUUUAGCCAGAGAUCUACCCUGAAGGGACAUGAGAGAACGCACACCGGCGAGAAAGCUUUUUCUUGCCAAACUUGUGGGAAAAGUUUUACACGUGGAUAUAGGUUGAAAGUUCACAUGAGAAGCCAUAAAGGUGAGGAGUCGUAUCCCUGUACAACUUGUGGGGAAGGAUUUGGUAUCAAAUCUCUUCUAACCAAACAUUUGAUGACCCACACAUAGCAAAACUGAUAUUUUUGUAAAAUGUUGUAAAGAUCUCUCACUUGCCAGUUUAUACAAAGUCCACAGGAGAAUAGAUCCAGUUGAGAAGCCACACCAUGGCAACAGGAGAGGUAUAAGAUUUGCUCAAGCAUUGUCAAAGAAGUUGUUACUUAGAUAUUUAUUCAUUAAUUAGUGAUACAACAGUUAGGGAAAACGACACUGAAAAUGUUUCCAGGAGACCAAACAAGAGAUGAACCUUGUUGUAGUUCAAUGCUUUAUGAAGUUCCAUCACCACUGAUGAGGAGCAGACUUCAAUAACUUCACAAAGCAUUGAACUACAGCCAGGUUCAUCACUUACAUCUACACAAGAGAGAUUGUGUACAUUUACAUUAGCUGCAUCUCUGUAACUGAAUGUGGAAAAUAUCCCAUUGAGGAGACAUCACAAUAUCAUUGAUGCAGUACAUGGUCAACAACAUUUGCUGAAGUACCCACGUUUCUGUUCUUCAUGUGACUGUCAUUGAUAUUUACAUCUGCAAAGGAAGUGAUGUUUUCACCCAUGUAUCUUUGUUUAUUAAUUUAUCAGCCAUUUAAACCAGAUGGUGCAGGAAGGGGACGGGGGUGAGAGAAAUUGAUUGGGUAAAGUAGCAGAUCCAGGAUAUUUUAUUAUCAGUGAAUGUUGAGAGAUGUUGUCAAUGUGUCAGGAAAGACUGUGGAUCAAGAUGUAAAAAUCUGACAUAUUUGUGGUACAGAAAUUUAUAAGAACAAAGUAUGUGGUGCAGAAUAUCAGAUGACUUCCCUUUUCUUUUUCCUAUUACAAAAGAAGAAAAUAUGUUGUUAAUGUGUACACUGUCCUAAAUGACUCACUGUAAAUGGUUAUUCUUUUGUACUACGUGUAUUCAAUACUUCAGUGCACUUGCAGUUUAUUAAAGUUUCUUGAAUUUUUGUGUAUGUAGUUUACGUCUGUCACACGUUGGAUCGGUUUGUCUUUGUGGAAGAAAAUUCCCCUGACUAGGUGUCUCCCUGCUAUGACCUUGAUAAACAGGAUGGAACCCUUAUUUGGUGAUGUUUUUCUUCCAACUGGUACCGUGGACGGACGGACACAGCAGAUAACACACAGAGGAUGAUCUCCUGUCUUUCAAUUAUUUAUUUUUUUCAUAUCCUUUCUCAUGAAAUGCGUCUUUGUAUAAGUUCGGGCUUUUGAGAACUUGCAGCCAGUUGUUCCAUUUUGAGCACCCGUGCUUGUUGUAUAAACUCUGCAGAGCUUAUUAUUAUAAAAUUAUCGAAAGCAA